Messenger RNA from Ylistrum balloti, 879 nucleotides. RefSeq lists its product as uncharacterized. The annotation marks the transcript as partial. Lineage: Eukaryota; Metazoa; Mollusca; Bivalvia; Pectinida; Pectinidae. The record is from RefSeq and is a predicted model, not a curated record. The transcript has a single exon.
ACUCCACCCUUGUCUCCUCCUACUACUCCACCCUUGUCUCCUUCUUCUGCUCCACCCUUUCCUCCUCCUCCUACUCCACCCUUGUCUCCUCCUCCUACUCCACCCUUGCCUGCUCCUCCUCCUACUCCACCCUUUUUUCCUCCUCCUACUCCACCCUUUCCUUCUGCUCCUCCUACUCCACCCUUGCCUGCUCCUCCUCCUACUCCACCCUUGUCUCCUCCUUCUACUCCACCCUUUCCUUCUGCUCCUCCUACUCCACCCUUUCCUGCUCCUACUCCACCCUUUCCUUCUGCUCCUUCUACUCCACCCUUGCCUGCUCCUCCUCCUACUCCACCCUUGUCUCCUCCUCCUACUCCACCCUUUCCUUCUGCUCCUCCUACUCCACCCUUGUCUCCUCCUCCUACUCCACCCUUGUCUCCUCCUACUACUCCACCCUUGCCUGCUCCUCCUCCUACUCCACCCUUGUCUCCUCCUCCUACUCCACCCUUUCCUUCUGCUCCUCCUCCUACUCCACCCUUUCCUUCUGCUCCUCCUACUCCACCCUUUCCUUCUGCUCCUCCUACUCCACCCUUGUCUCCUCCUCCUACUCCAACCUUGCCUGCUCCUCCUCCUACUCCACCCUUUCCUUCUGCUCCUCCUACUCCACCCUUUCCUGCUCCUCCUCCUACUCCACCCUUUUUUCCUCCUCCUACUCCACCCUUUUUUCCUCCUCCUACUCCACCCUUUCCUGCUGCUCCUCCUACUCCACCCUUUUUUCCUCCUACUACUCCACCCUUGUCUCCUCCUCCUACUCCACCCUUUUUUCCUCCUACUACUCCACCCUUGUCUCCUCCUCCUACUCCACCCUUUCCUCCUCCUCCUCCUCCUUCUCCUCGUUGA